CUUCUCGUGUGUUGUCUAGUGGCUGCUGAAUAAAAUAUCCUACCAACUCCUUGUGUUGUUCGAAAUCGUGCGUGCGUGCGUGCUUUCGUUCGUUCUUGAGUGACAAAUAUCUAGUGUGUGGAGGGCUGUUGUGGGGGUGUCCAACCUGUUGAAUGCGGGCUGUGUGUGCAGAAACCACGCACGCACUCUUCUCUGUGGCUUUGUGACUUCCGGAAGUGCUUUCGGUCAAGACAAGUGGACGACCGACGACGGUUUUCCGGACUCGGCCAAGUGUGACAAAUGCUGGUUCAGUGAUUUCAAGUGCAGAUUUUUUUUUUGCUUCAUUCACAGUUCAAUUUUAUUGCAGCAGUGGCGGGAAAACAUUUUUUAAUUUUUCUGAUUCAAGUGUGCUGUUCACAACCUUAAGUGGAUUUGUUUUAAAACAAUUUAAAUUUGAAGUGUCAUUUUGAGUUCAGUUGUUAAUAAGGUUUAAUCUAAGCUUCCUCCUAACGAAAUUCGGAAUGGGCUCUAACAAGUUUGAGGCACCGCCUGUCACCGAAAUGCAGGCCCCACAGUUCAAGGAGUUUGCCAAGGAGAUGGUGGACUACAUUUCCAACUACCUGGAGAACAUUCGUGACAGACGUGUUCUGCCGGAGGUCCAGCCAGGCUACCUGAAGCCGCUGAUCCCCUCGGAGGCUCCCCAGCAACCGGAAAGCUGGCAGGAUGUGAUGGCCGACAUCGAGCGGGUCAUCAUGCCCGGUGUGACACACUGGCACAGCCCGAAGUUCCACGCGUACUUCCCAACGGCCAACUCGUACCCAGCCAUCGUGGCCGAUAUGCUGAGUGGAGCGAUCGCCUGUAUCGGUUUCACCUGGAUUGCUAGCCCUGCCUGUACCGAGCUGGAGGUCGAGAUGUUGAACUGGUUGGGCAAAAUGUUGGGACUGCCGGAAGAGUUCCUGGCCAGCUCCGGGGGCCAAGCCGGAGGAGUCAUCCAGGGAACGGCCAGUGAGGCAACGCUGGUGGCGUUGCUCGGAGCCAAGGCCAAGGCUAUCAAGCGCGCUCAGGAGGAACAUCCGGACUGGGAGGAGUCCCAAAUCGUUGCCAAGCUGGUGGCGUACACUUCCAAUCAAUCCCACUCCUCGGUGGAACGUGCCGGUCUGCUGGGAGGCGUCAAGAUCCGUUCGCUGAAGGCCGAUUCCAAUCUGCAGCUGCGCGGAGACACUCUGGAACAGGCCAUCAAGCAGGAUCUGGCCGACGGGCUGAUUCCGUUCUACGCCGUGUGCACCCUGGGAACGACCAACACGUGCGCCUUCGAUCGCCUGGACGAGCUGGGCCCGGUCGGCAACAAGAACAACGUUUGGAUCCACGUGGACGCUGCCUACGCGGGAUCGGCUUUCGUGUGCCCGGAGUAUCGCCACUACAUGAACGGUAUCGAGACGGCCGAUUCGUUCAACUUCAACCCGCACAAGUGGAUGCUGGUCAACUUCGACUGCAGUGCCAUGUGGCUCAAGGAACCGUACUGGAUCGUGAAUGCUUUCAAUGUGGAUCCACUGUAUCUGAAGCACGAUAUGCAGGGAUCGGCCCCGGACUACCGUCACUGGCAGAUUCCAUUGGGUCGUCGUUUCCGUGCCCUGAAGUUAUGGUUCGUUCUGCGACUGUACGGAGUCGAAAACAUUCAGGCUCAUAUUCGUCGUCAUUGCGCUUUUGCUAAGCAAUUUGAGUCGCUCUGCGUGGCUGACAGUCGGUUCGAAAUUUUCACCACCGUCCAGAUGGGGUUGGUUUGCUUUAAGCUGAAGGGAACCAACGAAUUGAACGAAGCUCUGCUGAAACGCAUCAAUGGACGGGGCAAGAUCCACAUGGUCCCAUCCAAAGUCAACGAUGUGUACUUUUUGCGAAUGGCCGUCUGUUCUCGGUUUACCGAAGCAUCCGACAUGGAUUACUCCUGGAAGGAAGUGGCUGCCGCUGCCGAUGAGCUGUUGGCCGAAAAGAAGUAAACUUGUCAUUGUUCCUGGCAUUCUCAUACGCAUACCCUAUCGAGCAAACGGAUAAUCUCUCUACAAAGAAAAAACUGUUGUUAGUGAAAUGUAACAAGAAGCUAUACGAUUCAAUCAUACACGUUACUAUUGUAUUUUAGAAGGAAAACAUAGCAUUAUAACUGUAAAAUCUAAUCUCAAAAGGCGGGACCAUGCAAAGUAAAGAAAAAGUAACCAUCAUUCGAUGUAAAUAAGUAAUAAUGCUUCAGUGGAAAACCAACUAGCAAUAAUCGUAUUCUCAUUGUUAUGUUUGAAAAUGUCCCUUGAUGUUGGUUGAUUAUUAACUGUGUAAAUUUUAAAUAAAGUAAUUUAUUCACUA
Messenger RNA from Uranotaenia lowii, 2331 nucleotides. Its product is annotated as aromatic-L-amino-acid decarboxylase-like. Bases 501 to 1973 code for a protein of 490 amino acids. Gene Ontology annotation, biological process: serotonin biosynthetic process; catecholamine metabolic process; amino acid metabolic process. The transcript has 6 exons. Gene Ontology annotation, molecular function: aromatic-L-amino-acid decarboxylase activity; pyridoxal phosphate binding. NCBI's taxonomy places the organism in Eukaryota, Metazoa, Arthropoda, Insecta, Diptera, Culicidae. The record is from RefSeq and is a predicted model, not a curated record.